Strongyloides ratti is the source of this 528-nucleotide messenger RNA. RefSeq lists its product as hypothetical. Lineage: Eukaryota; Metazoa; Nematoda; Chromadorea; Rhabditida; Strongyloididae. The transcript has a single exon. The record is from RefSeq and is a predicted model, not a curated record. Bases 1 to 528 code for a protein of 175 amino acids.
AUGGUAAACAAUAUUAAUAAAUGGCCAUUAGUAAUAAUUAAUUAUAAUGGAUCACACUAUAAAGUUAUUACUGAAUUUGAAUAUGAUAAAAAUAUGAACGAGUCCUAUUGCUUUGAAUCAGAAUUGGACUUUAAUGAUUUAUGUAUUGAAGAAAAUGAUAAACUUCGUGGGAUAUUUAAACUUAAAGAAAAAAGUAAAAAUAAACAUAGUAUAAUUGAAGAUGUUGAAGAAGUUAAUAAUGAUAAUGGUAAUUUUUAUGGUAAUAAUUACAACUUACGAUCACGAAGCAAGAAAACAUAUUUCUUAUCAAAUGAAUCAGAUGAUUCUGAUAUAAUAGAAACUGAUAUAAAUUAUGAUCCAAUAAUUUAUGAAUUAAAUAAAAUUAGGCAAACAAUAUUACCUACCACAAAUAAUAAUGAUCAAAUCAAAUAUAGUAAAUAUGUCAAUUAUACAUAUGAUGAUAGCAUGCUUUCUAAAAAAAUAAGAAAACAAAAAAAAACACAUCAGCGACGAAAAAAUUUAAUAUAA